UAAUCCCACUCUGGCGGCAGCAGUGGGUUUCUUGGAAACCCGUCUCACCGCGCGCACUACCCGCACGUCACUCGGCUGACAUCAGCACGCGGCUUAAAUACCUGCAACCUCGCGCGCUUGAAACAGUAAACAGAGCGGCUGCUUCUCCAUGUGGACAUGCUGAGAACUGAAGUGAACAGUUUCUUAUGAUUCACAAACUUUGCAGGCAUGGAUUAGCUUUUUUCCCCCCAAACUUUUUUCUGCACUUUACUCAAAGUUCCGACUUAGUUGAUUUUUCUUUUUUUUUUUCUUUUUAAGAAUGAUUAACGAAACCGCUGCGUUUGGGGAACUGGACACCGAUGUUUCUGAGCCCAUGCACUCUCAUCUCCUCAGCCACAACCUCACGACCUUCCCCGCGCUCCGACUCGAGUCCAAGUCGCUGGUCACUUCAGCCACGAUGUUUGCCGUAGGAGUUCUGGGGAACCUCAUCGCCAUUGUCGUGCUGUGCGUCUCCAAGAAGGAGCAGAAGGAAACCACCUUCUAUACGCUGGUGUGCGGGAUGGCCAUCACCGACUUGCUGGGCACGUGCUUCACCAGCCCGGUGGUCAUCGCCACGUACGUGGCCAGCCGCUGGCCGGGAGGCGAGCUGCUCUGCCACUUCUUCUCCUUCUCCAUGCUGUUCUUCGGCUCGGCGGGGAUGUCCAUUCUCUGCGCAAUGGCGGUGGAGCGAUACCUGGCCAUCAACCACGCCUAUUUCUACUCCAAGCACAUAGACCGGACCAUGGCGCGCUUUGCGCUCCUGGUCACCUACCUGGCCAACAUCGUGCUGUGCAUCAUGCCCAGCUUUGGCUUCGGCCAGCACGUCAGGCACUUCCCCGGCACUUGGUGCUUUCUGGACUGGAGGUCGAUGGAUCCGGUUGGCGCGUGCUACUCUUUCCUGUACGGCGGUGCCAUGCUGCUGCUGAUCGCGGUGACUGUCAUGUGCAACCUGGCGGUGUGCAGGUCUCUGGUGGGGAUGAACCAGAGGACGGGGAUCGUCAGGACGGAGCUGUGUGAGCACAGCGGGUUACGGCGUCGCUUCCCCCGGCUGUCUUCUGUAACCUCUGCCGCAGAGAUCCAGAUGUUCUGGCUGCUGGUCUUCAUGACCAUCGUGUUUCUGGUCUGCUCCAUUCCGUUAGUGGUGCGAAUCUUUGUGAACCAGCUCUACGACCCCUCCUACAUCUCUGCUGGGGGGAGACCUGACUACCGGGGCGACAUGCUGGCGAUCCGCUUCGCCUCCUUCAACCCCAUCCUGGACCCCUGGGUCUACAUUUUGUGCAGAAAGAACCUGUUGCUGAAAGGCUGCGGAAGGCUCAAGAGUGUGAUCACUCGGGCAAAGGACGGCCGUGGGGACGAAAAGAGCUGGGUGGAGGGUCAAAACUCCCCCCCAUCUAUACACAGCAAUGACACCAGUUACGCGUCGUUGCGCACGGCCAGCUACAGGAACGAGCCGAGGCUCCCGCUGACCAUCAAGAACACCUCUUUCACAGACUUCGCGCUCCGACAAGCGUGGGAGUACGACACGGCACGGGUCAACUUCCACCCGUUCGGCGUGGAGUCCGCGGCGAUCAUCGGCAGCGAAGAGGAAGCAGAAGCAGCGACUCACCCCGGACAGGACGCGGCGGAGACGGCUUCUCCAGGGCGGGGCGGCGUGAUGCACGUCCGCAGAGUGGACAUCGUUACCUGCACGUUUAGCACCCCGAGCUCCAGUCAGUCUGCCAAAUGCUUGUGAUGCCCCCAGGGUGGGCUCCAGGGCCGUCCAGAGACAUUUAAUGAGCCAGGGGCGCAACGUCUAAAGAAAGAGGCUUUAGUCAAGAAAAAGACAACACACCGAUGUAAUUUAAAGCAUACCAAUAAGUGCCUCUUGAAGGUUUUCUUGAGGUUAUUGCUCAGUUCCACUCACCCUGUCUCUGUUUUCCAGAUGGUUGAAUAUUUUUUUUCUAUCUGUUUUUGUUUGCUUCCAUUUUUCUCCUUCCUUCCAUCAAACCAAACGUGUCAAAUUCAUGCAUUUUAUGUCAUUAAUGCUACUGUUGCACUCACAAACAGGACAAAGCGUCAGAAUGUUUACAGUUUGUCUGUCUGUGACAGAGAAGGCAGCUAAAUUUUAUAAAUACGUAAAAUACUCAUAAAUCAUUUGGAUGCUGAGCAUUUUUAGCGGUUUUAGAUACAAACAGGAAGGCUUUCUGCCGAGGGUGGAACAACACCAUGAAAGAAAAUCAGGCUCUAAACAGGUUUUCUAGCUUUUCUAUUGCUUAUUUGCAUAACCAGUCCAUAAACAUGACGCCCCCUCGUGGUGAGCAAACAGAAAGCAUUGUAAAAAAAAUAAUAAUAAUAACGAAGAACGCUGAGGGUGGAGUUAGUGUCGUUUAACUUUUUAUGAUUCGGAGCUAAGUUAAAGGAUUGUUUAUAUGUUUUAAAGUAGUCAGAACAUCUGGGAAAUAAAACCUCACAUAUUUAGACUGAUCAGUCAGACCUCAGCUGGAUUGAUCUACACUGAACAUUAUUAUGAAAUCUUUAUUUUAUUUGUGAAACAACCAAAAAAAAAACAAAAAAAACAUUUUGGCACCUCAGAACUACCUGAUGUAGGAAAACAUGAAAAGCACAAUGUUUUCACUGGUCAAGCCUGGAUUGAAAUACUGUAGUGUACAGUGAUUAUGGAUGCUGUGUUGGCCUGUUUCUAAAAGGUUAUUUUGGACAGCAGGCAUCUAUGGAGGAGUGGAUGUGUGUGUUGUGUCAGGGGAGUGAUGAAGCCUUCCAGAUCACCCAGGUGAAUGUUCUCUCUGCUGUUGGCUGCUGACUCGCAGCUCAGUGAGUUGAUUUCAUUGGUGUUUUUGUGCAAGUCUAGUAAAGGGUUAGCUCUGUAAACCUGUGGCUCUCUUCUAUAAGUGGGAGGUACCAGUCAUGUUUGUCCAGGUCCAGGACAAAACGAAGCUGAACCAGAAAGCACAGUGAGAGGGAAAUUGCCUGGUGGAUAAUUAGGGGAAGAAAUGUUUUGGAAAGUCUGAAAAUCUGAAGCUGAAGUUGUCAGCUGGAUUAAUGGAAAACCAACUCCAUCAUUAACUGCAUAUUGGAGUAAGAUGAAGCUUGUAAGUGACCAAGCAAUGGGAUGUCAAAGAAAUUUAAGGUGGGCAUUUUUGCAGGAAUUGUGCGUCACCACUAAGGGCUGCACGUUAUAUCGUAGAUGUGUCAUCAUCACAGUGUCAAUGUGUGCAAUAUUCAUAUCGCAAAGGAGGGCAAUCAUUGUUGGCUAAAAUAUUCAAAGUGUUAUGAACUUGUAUUUUUCAUGCUAAUGUCAUAUUUUGCCACCUUAAUAGCAUUAUUUAAGUUUGAUGUUAUUUCAUUUUAUAAUGUCUUCAUUGCAGUAUUACUGAUAUCAUCCCCAUUGCAAGAUUUCUAAUAUUUUGCAGCCCUAACAUCAAGAAUAACUCUCAAAUACAGACAAAGAAUUAGGUUCAUUUUUAACAAGA
This is a messenger RNA of Xiphophorus hellerii (green swordtail), 3485 nucleotides long. It is a transcript of the gene ptger4c, whose product is annotated as prostaglandin E receptor 4 (subtype EP4) c. Gene Ontology annotation, cellular component: plasma membrane. The coding region runs from base 299 to 1750 and encodes 483 amino acids. Gene Ontology annotation, biological process: negative regulation of inflammatory response; inflammatory response; adenylate cyclase-activating G protein-coupled receptor signaling pathway. The transcript is spliced from 2 exons. The record is from RefSeq and is a predicted model, not a curated record. Gene Ontology annotation, molecular function: prostaglandin E receptor activity. NCBI's taxonomy places the organism in Eukaryota, Metazoa, Chordata, Actinopteri, Cyprinodontiformes, Poeciliidae.